AUGUCUCAAACAGAAACCAAGCUCACAAAAGAUGAACCAAUACAAAGUGACAGCCAAAGCAUCCAGCUAGGUGUACAGAGCGACAUCUUGAAAUUUGAUGAUGACGAUGCAGUCCUUCGAGCUAAUGGUCAUGAUGCCAUAAUGCCUCGUCAAUUCAACUGGGUAUCUGCACUAGGACUUGGAUUCUCAAUUACCAACUCGUGGGUUGGCUAUUUGAGCUGCUUUGGUCAGAACCUCACAUACGGUGGAGCCCAGACUUGCAUAUUCAGCUUGAUUGUCGCUUUCUUUGCCCAGGGAAUCGUCACUGUUGGACUGGGUGAACUAGGUUGCUCAGGAAUCUCCCUUUCAGCCCUCGUGAUCAAUGGUAUCGUGAACUUUUGGAAUCCGAGUUAUGUCGCAAAUCAGUGGCAAACAUACUUGACUUAUGUCGGGGUGUCUUUUGUUAGCUUACUUCCGGUGUUUUUUGCUUCCAAAGUUGCCAUUAUGACCCAAAUCACACUUUUUCUCAGUCUAGCGGGAUACCUGAUAUUCUUUAUUGUGUCCAUCGCGAUGCAUACGGAGCAGCAGCCGGGCUCUUUCUUGGUACAGUCUGGAUUGGGCAACAGCGGCUGGAAUGAUGGAACAGCCUGGAUGCUGUCCAUUAGCAAUGCCAUGUAUGCCUUUGGAGGUACGGACGGUGGUGAGUAA
Molecule: messenger RNA, 687 nt
Organism: Penicillium expansum
Lineage: Eukaryota; Fungi; Ascomycota; Eurotiomycetes; Eurotiales; Aspergillaceae
Product: Amino acid/polyamine transporter I
Exons: 4
Coding region: 1-687 (228 amino acids)
Source: RefSeq, a predicted model, not a curated record